Carassius carassius (crucian carp) is the source of this 1617-nucleotide messenger RNA. RefSeq names its product BMP and activin membrane-bound inhibitor homolog. Gene Ontology annotation, biological process: negative regulation of transforming growth factor beta receptor signaling pathway; positive regulation of canonical Wnt signaling pathway; transforming growth factor beta receptor signaling pathway. The transcript is spliced from 3 exons. The record is from RefSeq and is a predicted model, not a curated record. Lineage: Eukaryota; Metazoa; Chordata; Actinopteri; Cypriniformes; Cyprinidae. Gene Ontology annotation, molecular function: frizzled binding. The coding region runs from base 360 to 1145 and encodes 261 amino acids.
CAGUGAAAUCACUCCGGCCAGUGAGCCGCUGCUCCGUGGUCUAGCAUAGUUGUCCAAAUCUCAUUUUAUUUUUCUUUGUAUUAUUUCACGAAUCUGUUUUGUGUAUAUAUUCGUCUUUCUUACGCACGGCGGAUUGGUUUGGUUACGCACAAGGAAUGCUUUUGUAGUUCGGAUCUCAGCAGUUCGGCGUUGGUCUGAUGGAACAAGACACAGCCUUUAUGUUCCCGUUUGUUUUUGGAUUCAGCGCAGUUCAAGGAUCCCGGGGAAUGCAGUAAUCGAUGUAGGACACAUGUAACAAGUCCUCAAACCAGUCGGAGGGUCUUGCCACAGGGUAUCGAGACAAGGAAAAGCAUUUGUAAAUGGAUCGCCAUUCCAGCCUUGUUUCUCUCUGGUUUCAGCUGGAACUUUGUGCGAUGGCCGUUCUUCUCACGAAAGGAGAGAUCAGGUGCUAUUGUGACGCACCGCACUGUGUUGCCACUGGAUACAUGUGUAAAUCAGAGCUCAACGCUUGCUUCACCAAGGUCCUGGACCCACUAAACACAAACUCACCUCUAACACAUGGCUGUGUAGAUUCACUAUUAAACUCCGCAGACGUGUGCUCCAGCAAGCAUGUGGAUGUUUCUAGUGGAAGCUCCUCUCCUGUAGAGUGCUGCCAUGAUGAUAUGUGUAACUACAGAGGUUUGCAUGACCUCACGCACCCUCGAGGUGAUUCGACAGACCGAUACUACAGCUCCAAUCAGAACCUGAUCACAAGGGUGCAAGAGUUAGCGUCCGCUAAAGAGGUGUGGUUUCGGGCGGCAGUGAUAGCGGUUCCCAUCGCGGGUGGCCUUAUCCUGGUUCUGCUGAUUAUGCUGGCAUUGCGAAUGCUUCGUAGUGAAAACAAGCGUCUCCAGGCCCAGCGCCAGCAGAUGCUGUCUCGCCUGCAUUACAGUUUUCAUGGACACCACCAUGCUAAGAAAGGCCACGUGGCCAAGCUGGACUUGGAGUGCAUGGUGCCAGUGACGGGACAUGAGAACUGCUGUCUGGGCUGCGAUAAGCUGCGGCAGAAAGAGUUGUGCACGGGAGGAGGAAGCGGAGGCGAACGUCUCCUAUCUCUUGUGCACUGGGGGAUGUACACAGGACAUGGCAAGCUGGAGUUUGUAUGACUACUCGAAGCUUCCUUGUUAGGGCACAGAAGGGGUAACUGUUUAGUUUGCUGUCAUAAUUUUAUUAUCGUCCCGCUCGGCGUGUUAUUUUAUUGUCUCCAUGGAGAGCGAAGAAAUUUCAAGGACGCAAAUCUUUGUGUUUUCUCAAAAGAGCACUUUACUUGAAUUAGAUUGGCCGGUCAUUGAGGGACUGUGGUGAAGAGGAAAGAGGUGGGGCUAAGAACGACAAGCCCCGCCCCUUCCCCACCGAGCCGUGUCCUGUGGAUCCUGGAAUGACACUGAAUACUGAAGGAUUCGUAAAGACGGUCUUAUUUUGCACAUUUGUAUAAAAUGGACUAGAUGACUGUGGAAUGGUUGGAAAGUUGCACUCGAAGCAGCUUUUUUGAAGAAUUUUACACUGACACCAGGGUACAAAUAAGAUUGGUUGUAGUCAAAUUGUAUGAAUAAAGGAACCAAUCUUGACUGUAACAAA